Messenger RNA from Pimephales promelas (fathead minnow), 1980 nucleotides. RefSeq names its product glyoxylate reductase 1 homolog (Arabidopsis) (gene glyr1). Gene Ontology annotation, biological process: transcription elongation-coupled chromatin remodeling. Lineage: Eukaryota; Metazoa; Chordata; Actinopteri; Cypriniformes; Leuciscidae. The record is from RefSeq and is a predicted model, not a curated record. Gene Ontology annotation, molecular function: NAD binding; NADP binding; nucleosome binding. Gene Ontology annotation, cellular component: chromatin.
CUGCAUUCAGUGCGACGUUUCUCACUAACAGUUUAAGAUGGCGACCGUGCAUCUCAGGAUCGGGGAUCUGGUUUGGGGUAAGCUUGGACGAUAUCCACCUUGGCCAGGAAAGGUUGUCAGUCCUCCGAAGGAUCUGAAAAAGCCAAGAGGCAAAAAAUGUUUCUUUGUCAAGUUCUUUGGGACUGAAGAUCACGCCUGGAUUAAGGUAGAGCAGCUGAAGCCGUACCACCCCCACAAAGAGGAGAUGAUCAAGAUAAACAAAGGCAAGCGGUUCCAGCAGGCUGUUGAUGCAGUUGAGGAGUACCUAAAGAAGGCCAAGGGGAAAGAUCAGACACACUCUGAUGACAAAAGCAAGUCAGACAAAGGGCGUAAAGCAGCUAAACCAAUGAAGAUCAUUGAAGAGGAUGAUGAAGACGCCUUUAAGGGUGGCUCGUCGGACAAGGAACAGACUGAUUCUGACCCAGAGCCAUCCUCUGUACAACGGCUGGUCGCUGGAACAGUAUCAGGAUUCAAAUGGGAGAGCAGUCCAGUAAAGGAUGACCCACAUUUCCAUCACUUUCUGCUCAGCCAGUCUGAGAAGCCAGCUUCAUCAAUGGAGCCAAUCACCAAGCGCUUAAAGAUAAUCGAGGAGGACACAAGAUCAACAUCUAUUCAAGCAGCAGACAGCACAGCCAUCAAUGGCAGCAUCACUCCUACAGACAAAAGGAUAGGGUUCCUUGGACUAGGACUGAUGGGAAGUGGUGUGGUUUCUAAUUUGUUGAAGAUGGGGCAUGUUGUGACCGUUUGGAAUCGCACUGCAGAAAAGUGUGAUUUGUUCAUCCAAGAAGGUGCCAGAUUAGGACGAACGCCUGCAGAGGUUGUGUCCAUGUGCGACAUCACGUUUUCCUGCGUAUCAGACCCAAAAGCUGCCAGAGAUCUUGUGUUAGGUCCCAGUGGAGUCCUACAGGGAAUCAGACCAGGCAAAUGUUACGUGGAGAUGUCCACUGUUGAUCCAGAAACCAUCACAGAGCUCUCACAGGUCAUCACGUCCAGAGGCGGCAGAUUCCUUGAAGCCCCAGUUUCGGGCAGCCAGCAGCUUUCCAAUGACGGUAUGCUGGUCAUUGUUGCUGCAGGAGACCGUAGUGUUUAUGAAGAUUGUAGCAGCUGCUUCCAGGCAAUGGGGAAGACCUCUUUCUUCAUAGCAGGGGAAGCAGGAAAUGCUGCAAGAAUGAUGCUGAUCCUUAACAUGGUUCAAGGCAGUUUCAUGGCAACCAUCGCAGAGGGAUUGACCUUGGCGCAGGCCACAGGACAGUCGCAACAAACAUUCUUGGAUAUUCUUUGCCACGGACAAAUGGCAAGCACGUUUGUGGACCAGAAAUGCCAGAAUAUCUUGCAGGGCAACUUCAAACCUGAUUACUACCUGAAACAUAUUCAGAAAGAUCUAAGAUUAGCCAUUUCAAUGGGAGAUUCGGUGAAUCAUCCAACACCAAUGGCGGCUGCUGCAAAUGAGGUGUACAAGAGAGCAAAAGCAUUGGACCAGUCGGACAAUGACAUGUCUGCAGUCUACAGAGCUUAUAUUCACUAAUCCUGUAGAUGUGCUCUAUGUCCUGGACCACAAACCUCACCUACUUCUUUGUUCCUCUCCCUCUGUCUUUCUCUUCUCUGCUGAUGAGUUUUGUUGGGCACCAGUGAUAUGUUUUCCCAUGUAUAAUGGGAUCUCUUUAGCAGCCUAAUCUGAGCAUUGCACUGACUGUAAUAUUGCUGCACGUACGCUCAAUGGGAGGUCAUUAAACUCCCUGCGAAUGAUAAUUUUAUGAUAGACUGUGCAGUGUAUUAUAUCCGCAUUUUGUUAAGGCCACUGCAUACAAUGCAGUGUUGUUUAAACAGGCUAGGGUUUUAUUUAUCAUUCAUAUCUUUACAAAUUAAUUCCCUCGUUGUAAUUUUCGAUGUUCAGAAAUCUGUAAAGUAUGAAGUUCUGAUCUCAAACAGACUUGAGGAGCA